UGCCCUGACGGGCGUCUUCGCCACUCCUCACUAGAAUUGCAGUUCGAAUGCGGGACCUCUGGUACAGGAAAGUACAUCCAAUGUUCCACCAGUCAGCAAUUUAGCUCUCGAGGCGGAGAAGGAUCAGCCGACUUUAAGCGAUUUAGCAAACAUCAUGAAGCAAGUAUUGGAUAUUCUCCAGGACUCAACAAUUGUGUCGAAGAGUGGAAAGGACGAACGGUCUCGUUUCUGGGGAGUGUACAAAAGAGUCGCGGAGGAACACGACAGCGAAUUCCUCGAGCGAUACACUACCGACAUGGACAUUGUCUUGAUCUUUUCUGGUCUUUUCUCCGCUGUCAGCACGUCUUUCAUUGUUGCGAUGGAGUCCAAUCUCAGUCCCGACCCUAGUGACACCACGAAUGCCCUUUUGAAGCAACUUGUACAGAUCGGACUCGGCAACCUCGCUGAGGCAGGCUCCAAGCCUGCAGACCCAGCAUCUACGUGGUUUCUGACUGCGCCGACCUUAUGGAUUCAAAUGAUCGCAUAUGCGAGUCUGUCCAUGAGCUUGCUUGCUGCAUUCGGUGCUGUGCUGGGAAAGCAGUGGCUCGGGUACUACAAGUCGAAUAGAUAUGGCCGCGGCUCGCAGGAGCAGCAAGGGAAGCGCAGGCAAGAGAAGUUCAACGGCCUCGUCACAUGGUAUUUCGAUGCUGUCGUACAAUCCUUUCCGGUCUUACUUCAGAUAUCUCUUCUUCUCUUUGGGAUCGCUCUUGGCGCCAAAUUGUGGUACGAGCAGGCGAGCAUUGCCUGGGUCAUCAUCGGAACGACGGUCUUCGGAUUUCUGUUUUAUUCCCUGACUGUGAUGGCGUGUCUGAUAUCUACUGCCUGUCCAUUUCAGACACCGACAUCGACGAUAUUAUACGUGUUGCGCAUCGACAGAUUUCUCCACCUGGCAUUCAAACGAGUGUCCUGUUAUUUCCAGUGGCUCAUGAUGUCACUGCAUGCCGUGCUGGAACGAUUGUCUAGUAUCGUUAGAUUGGGAUGGACCCUAUCAUCUGAAGUAUUUAGAGGUCCUGUACCUCCGUUUUCAUACUCUUCAACAAGGUUAUAGACUCAGAGGCGCAACUGCUCGGCCAGUAUCUGGAUGUUUUGGCGGAGAUUCAUCCCACCCUUACCCUCUAUCUCCCUGACAUACCCACAAACGAUCUCGAAGCACCUAGCGUCAAGUGGCUGCUCGAGACAUCUACGGAUCCUCAAGUAUUUA
Messenger RNA from Suillus plorans, 1240 nucleotides. RefSeq lists its product as uncharacterized. The transcript has 8 exons. The record is from RefSeq and is a predicted model, not a curated record. Bases 155 to 1087 code for a protein of 310 amino acids. NCBI's taxonomy places the organism in Eukaryota, Fungi, Basidiomycota, Agaricomycetes, Boletales, Suillaceae.